UUCUCUUGGUUUUUCAAAUUGUGUGGGAAAUGUUGCUUUUACUUUUCAAGAAAGGAGAUCCUACUGUUGCAAAAGAUUAUGGUAGCUUGAGGGAUGUAAUGUGUCUCUCCUCCGUGUAGGUCCUAGUAUAAUUAGAUUUUAAAUAUCUAUUGAAUUUGAAGUAUUAAGAAGUAUUUUUUGGCAGACGUUUAAGGAUUGUAGGACAACAUUUAUAUUUAUGAAUAAAUAUGUUCACAUAAUAAGUGAAUAGAUUAGACCCAUUAACUAUUAACAGAUGAAUCAUUUCUUACAGUUAAAAUCAGGAUGAAUGUGCAUAACAAAUGCUUGCUUUGUUUCUUGUAACUGAUUUCUUUAGUACAGAACUUGCUAAGGCCAUCAAACCUAUCGAUAGGAAGUCAGUCCAUCAAAUUUGUUCUGGGCAAGUGGUAUUAAGUCUAAGCACUGCUGUGAAGGAGUUGGUAGAAAAUAGUGUGGAUGCCGGUGCCACUAAUAUCGAUCUUAGGCUUAAAGACUAUGGGGUGGAUCUCAUUGAAGUUUCAGACAAUGGAUGCGGGGUAGAAGAAGAAAACUUUGAAGGAUUAACUCUGAAACAUCACACUUCAAAGAUUCAAGAGUUUGCAGACCUAACUCAGGUUGAAACUUUUGGCUUUCGGGGAGAAGCUCUGAGCUCACUUUGUGCGUUGAGUGAUGUAACUAUUUCUACCUGCCACACAUCUGCAAAGGUUGGGACUCGACUGGUGUUUGAUCACAAUGGGAAAAUUGUGCAGAAAACCCCCUACCCACGACCCAGAGGGACAACAGUCAGUGUGCAGCAGUUAUUUUAUACACUACCUGUGCGCCAUAAGGAAUUUCAAAGGAAUAUCAAAAAGGAAUAUGCCAAGAUGGUCCAGGUGUUACAUGCAUACUGUAUCAUUUCAGCAGGCAUCCGUGUAAGUUGCACCAAUCAGCUUGGACAGGGAAAACGACAGCCUGUGGUAUGCACAAGUGGAAGCUCCAGCAUGAAGGAAAAUAUUGGAUCUGUGUUUGGGCAGAAGCAGUUGCAAAGCCUCAUUCCUUUUGUUCAGCAGCCGCCUAGUGACUCCGUCUGCGAAGAGUACUGUCUGAGCUGUUCUGAUGCUCUGCAUAAUCUGUUUUACGUCUCAGGUUUCAUUUCACACUGUGCUCACGGUGUUGGAAGGAGUUCCACAGACAGACAGUUUUUCUUUAUCAAUCGGCGGCCCUGUGACCUAGCAAAGGUCUCCAGACUUGUGAAUGAGAUCUACCACAUGUAUAAUCGACACCAAUAUCCAUUUGUUGUUCUUAACAUUUCUGUUGAUUCACAAUGUGUUGAUAUCAAUGUUACUCCAGAUAAAAGGCAAAUUUUAUUACAAGAGGAGAAGCUUUUGUUGGCAGUUUUAAAGACCUCUUUGAUAGGAAUGUUUGAUAAUGAUGUAAACAAACUUAAUGUCAAUCAGCAGCCAUUGCUAGAUAUAGAAGGUAACUUAAUAAAAAAGCAUGCGGCAGAAAUGGAAAAGCCUCUGCCAGAAGAGCAGGAUAAUUCCUCUUCGUUAAGGACUCAAGGGGAAGAGAAAAGGGUUGUGUCUAUUUCCAGACUGAGAGAGGCCUUUUCUCUUCGUCACACAACAGAGAACAGGUCUCAGGGCCUGGAGACUCUUAAACGAAGACAGAGUUCUCCACGACAGAAAAGGAGUGUACCGUUUUCUAGUGCUUCAGAUCCCAUCUCUGGCAGAGGCUUGCCAGGCCCUCAGCAAGAGGUGACGAGUCCCGCUAAGAGCCCUGGUGACCGUAAGUUCAGUGUGGACAUGGAGAAGGACUUGGGGCACGGCAGCACUUCAGCUGGCUCUCAGGAAGGGGUCAGCACUCCAGAAGCAGGCAGUCACUGCAGCAGUGACUGUGCAGCCAGCUCCCCAGAAUACAGGUUCUCACAGGAAAGUGUGGACUCUUGUGAGAAACUGCCCGGAACGGACCGUCAUUUUUCAGAUGUGGAAUGCAGUUUAAUCCAAGAAGAUAUUGGCUCUAAAUUUAGAGUUUUGCCUCAGCCGGCUAACCUGUCAUCCUUGAACACAAAGCGUUUUAAAAAAGAAGAAAUUCCUUCAAAUUCUGACAUUCCUCAAAAGUUGGAGAAUACUCAGAACAUGUCUGUUUCCCAGGUUGAUGUAGCUGUUAAAAUUAAUAAGAAAAUAGUGCCCCUUGACUUUUCCAUGAGUUCUUUAGCUCAGCGAAUAAAGCAGUUACAUCAUCACGAACAGCAAAAUCGGGGUGAACAGAAUUGUAGGAAAUUUAGGGCAAAGAUUUGCCCUGGAGAAAAUCAAGCAGCAGAAGAUGAACUAAGAAAAGAGAUAAGUAAAACAAUGUUUGCUGAAAUGGAAAUCAUUGGUCAGUUUAACUUGGGAUUUAUAAUAACCAAGCUGAAAGAGGAUAUUUUCAUAGUGGACCAGCACGCUACGGAUGAGAAAUACAACUUUGAGAUGCUACAACAGCACACUAGUCUGCAGGGUCAGAGACUUAUAGCACCUCAGAAUCUGAACUUAACUGCUGUCAGUGAAGCUAUUCUGAUAGAAAAUCUAGAAAUAUUCAGAAAGAAUGGCUUUGAUUUUAUUAUCGAUGAAGGCGCUCCUGUCACUGAAAGGGCUAAAUUGAUUUCCUUGCCAACUAGUAAAAACUGGACCUUUGGACCCCAGGAUAUAGACGAACUGAUAUUUAUGCUAAGUGACAGCCCUGGGGUCAUGUGCCGGCCUUCCCGAGUUAGGCAGAUGUUUGCCUCCCGAGCCUGUCGAAAGUCUGUGAUGAUUGGAACUGCUCUUAACACAAGCGAGAUGAAGAAACUCAUCACCCAUAUGGGGGAGAUGGACCACCCCUGGAACUGUCCCCAUGGAAGGCCGACCAUGAGACACAUUGCCAAUCUGGAUGUCAUUUCUCAAAACUGACAUUUCUUGCUUUAUAGAAUUAUAGAUUUUAUUGCAGA
Messenger RNA from Galeopterus variegatus (Sunda flying lemur), 2965 nucleotides. RefSeq names its product PMS2 postmeiotic segregation increased 2 (S. cerevisiae) (gene PMS2). Lineage: Eukaryota; Metazoa; Chordata; Mammalia; Dermoptera; Cynocephalidae. Gene Ontology annotation, molecular function: ATP hydrolysis activity; ATP binding; mismatched DNA binding. The coding region runs from base 321 to 2927 and encodes 868 amino acids. Gene Ontology annotation, biological process: mismatch repair. Gene Ontology annotation, cellular component: MutLalpha complex. The transcript is spliced from 14 exons. The record is from RefSeq and is a predicted model, not a curated record.